GCCGAACGGGACGGACUGACCAAGGCCCGCCAGGAACUGGAAAGGAAACUGGAGACUAAAGAACUGGAGCUUCAUGAAAAAGAAGAAGAAUUGUUCUUGCAGCUGGAGAAGGUCGUGCGACUUGAAGAGGACUUCGAAAAAUUACGAGCCGAAAAAGAGAAAUUUUGGCAAUGGAAGGACAGGCUGGAGCGAGAAAAGAAUGAGGCCUACCGGCAGCUAAAGCGGCAGGCUGCAGAAUCAGAAGCGACUCGCCGAGGGCUAGAACGCGCCCGUCAGGAAGUCAUGCGCCAGGUGACUGCCAUUGCCACAGAGAAGGACACCCUCGAGAGAGAGAACGAGAAACUGAAGGAAACUCUGUGCGAAGAGCGAAAGGGCGUUGGACAUUACCUGGUUGACCUUACUCAGCAGAAGAAAAGGAUCAGCCAGAACAUUAUUGGCCUGGAGAAAGAAGUCACGGAGUUAAAGUUCGUUGCACGGCAGAGUGCGUCACUUAACAAUCAGUUCAAGAAGGGAAUGAAACAUCUUGCCAUGUGUAACAGGAAGAAGUGCUCGGUCUGCGCUUAUACGAAGGCCACAUUCGGGGACUACGCGGAUAAGGGUAGCGACAAGAAACAACUUCUGUCCUGCUUCCAAACACCACUGCAAGAUCUGCGGAACUGGAUACGGCCUGUACCCCUAACCAGCUCCUCUACAUCCGACAAAUACUCGACCGCGUCAGAGGAUUGCAACGGUACAAGCGCGCAAGGACAGAGGCGCCUCUCAGCCAUGUCCGGUUACUACGCCUUCUUGGGCCACUCGUCUCCUUUCCCAUCCACCCGAUCUGAAUACUCCUUCCGCAGAGCCUAUUCUUCGGAGGAAACAGAGACCCAAACGUCCACCAGUUCCCCCUCUCCUUCUCCGUCUCUUCCCAUAGAUUUUCCUGGUGAAAUAGCUCAUGGUGCUGUGGGCGGCCUAACGCUUCUACCUUAUAUAUCUUACAUCGAUGAGGUGAGCACUAGUUCAUCAUCUGAAGCCAGCAGUGAAGACUCUGGCCAUGGGGAGGAAUUGUCCUCAUUCAACAUGCUUGAUACAACAGCAGGAGGUCCUCCUCCUUGCCAUUGUGCCUUUGGCAGUCCUUCCAAUAUGCCAGUGACAGAUACUUCGCUUACAUCAACUUCGUCCAAUAUGGGAGCCGGCCCUUCCCUGGCUGCCGCUGCGACCAGUAGAGCCUUCUCAUCCGACUCUGGGUUCUCCUCAGAACUCUAUGACACUGCAGGUGGACAUCGCAGCAUGUCCACUUCGAGGGGUGCUAACAAGAUAAAAUUAGCAAACGACAACACUGAGAAGUCCACUCAGGGACUACAUCGCUCCAAAUGGACUGCUUCCUUCAGAAAGCUCAUCAGCAGAGUGUCCAAGAGGUAAACUUGUUGAUACAGAACAUGUGGUUCUGAAUUUGAGCGGAGGACCUUCAAAUCCUCUUCUUUCAUGCUGUUAAGGGAUAGAGCUUUAUUGUGGUUAUGAUGGUCUUACAUCUGUCUGUUGAGUAUUUAGUUUUUUAACAUAUUAUUUCCAUUGAUGUGAUUUUUAAUUAAAAAGUUGUCAGUUUUCAUUAACCAAAUUUAACAGGAAUAUUUGUUACAGUAAAGGAAACACGAAGAUGAGAUUUUUGUGUGAUAUGACACAUUUAAUUUGAAAGUUAUUGGUAUUUGUGUCUACCCUCAACAAUUUUCAGAAACUUUCAGCCCCAAGAUUCAUCGUGUUGUCUCCUUUUUUUCAGUUUUAUUCUUGGUCGUGUAAGGUUUAGAUUUUUCUCACUUGGAUGUUUAUGCUUUAUCAUUUUUUGGUCACAGAGAUUCACGCAGCGUAUAAAUUAACUUUAAGGAGGAGCCACAAAAUAGUUUCUUGUGUGCACUUGUAUUAUUAAGAAACUGAAAAUGUAUUUAUUUUUUAAACUGGGUCUGUCAUGGCAUUACCCAUUUCAGGAACUGUACAAAUGCAUAUUUGAUCUGCCACAGUGGUCAUAUAAAAUGUUGACAGACUUUGCCGAAGGGAAAGUUUGAUAACGUCAUCAGUCUGACAAAUUUUUAUAACUUUUAGUCUUUAUAAUAAACCAAAAAUGAAAAUAGUAGUUCUGGAGUGAUAACAGGUUUUCUAAUUUUGCGUCAGUAAUGAACAAAUAUUGACUUGAAUUUUUAUUAAUAUGACAGCAGUCAUAUUAUGUUUAAGUAAUUGUUUGUUGAGAUUUUGCUUCCUUCGCUGCUAUCCAAACAUGUUGAUACAUUCAUAUGUUCAAUGCAACAAAAUGUUUCUGAUUU
Zootermopsis nevadensis is the source of this 2294-nucleotide messenger RNA. Lineage: Eukaryota; Metazoa; Arthropoda; Insecta; Blattodea; Termopsidae. The record is from RefSeq and is a predicted model, not a curated record.